Molecule: messenger RNA, 8769 nt
Organism: Caretta caretta (loggerhead turtle)
Lineage: Eukaryota; Metazoa; Chordata; Testudines; Cheloniidae
Gene: TRAF6
Product: TNF receptor associated factor 6
Biological process (GO): innate immune response; protein ubiquitination; regulation of canonical NF-kappaB signal transduction
Cellular component (GO): plasma membrane signaling receptor complex
Molecular function (GO): tumor necrosis factor receptor binding; ubiquitin protein ligase activity; zinc ion binding
Source: RefSeq, a predicted model, not a curated record
AUUUACGCCUUACUUCUUUUGCUUUUGGGUGCAUGAGUUUGCAAUCUUAAUUUUCUUAAUGUAGUUCUUGUGUGCAAUUUAUAUAUAGUAUACAAUUCACACUAGAACUGAGUUUGUUAUCCAAUACAUACCUGGAUAACUUACAAGUCUUCGAUACCAGGCUUGUAAGUACUUUUACAUGAAUGUAGGCUAGUCCACUGGGAGUCAGGACUCCAGGAUCUAUUUCUGCCUGACUUCCUGUGUGCAGUAGCCCCAGCACAUACCCUCUGCUUAAACUAAUCUUAGGAUUUUAUGAAUAAGUUUGCACAAGAAAUCAAAACACUCAAAGGGGAUGUAGUAUCUGUUGAUCUUGCAAGCAGAUCACCUAGAUACUAAGGUGUAUAUGGAGCUUUAGAAAUGCCUUAGUCUCCCAACCACUUCAAGGAAAAACAACUUCACUGAUUAAAAAGGCAGAAUUUUUUAAUUAAAAUUUUCUGUCAGUGGAGUUUUGUCAUGGAUACACAAGAGCUCUGCUAUGUCCCAGCUUUUAAACAGGACCUUGGAGGAACCACUGUGUGUCAGAUCCUCGAGAGGUCCCACUCUUGAGGGUAGGCCACAUGGACUCAGCACUGCUGUUUCACAUUGUGAGCUCUGCUCAGUGAAUCCAACAGAGAGACUUCUGCUCAGAAUUUUACACUCUUCAGGGACCAGUGCACCUCAGCAAGUAUUUGCAGUGACAUCUGGCAGGCUUUCAAAACAGAGUCGGAUUUAUUAGUCAGCUGGAACUCAGCAUGAGGAAGUCCUUAGGUUAGCAUAGAGAAAUAAAGGUUAAAACAUAGGCCAUUCUGAUCAAGUCAGCUUUCCAUCUGGCCAAGCUGCUGUGGAAUCUGCUUCUGGCUCUGGGUGGCUCUGUCUCAUGGUCAUUCCCAGAGAUGCAGGUCACAAAUGUCCAGUAGACAAUGAAAUUCUACUCGAAAACCAACUCUUCCCUGACAACUUUGCCAAACGGGAAAUCCUCUCACUGAAGGUGAGAUGUCCCAACAAGGGCUGUCUUCUAAAGAUGGAGCUGAGACAUCUAGAGGAGCAUCAGUUGAAUUGUGACUUCUGCUCUGUGGAAUGCCCACAAUGCCAGGGCUCCUUCCAGAAGAACCAGCUGCAAAACCACAUGACACUGGAAUGCCCACGGCGGCAGGUCUGCUGUCCAAACUGUGCCACAUCUAUGGCUUAUGAAGAUAAAGAGCUUCAUGACCAGAACUGUCCACUUGCAAAUGUGUUUUGUGAAUAUUGCAAUACAGUGCUCAUCAGAGAACAGAUGCCUAAUCAUUAUGAUAAUGACUGUCCUACCGCCCCAGUACCAUGUACAUACAGUGCCUUUGGAUGUCCUGAAAAGAUGCAGAGGAAUGAGUUGGCACGUCAUAUGCAAGAGUUCACUCAGGUUCACAUGAGAAUGAUGGCUCAGACUCUCCGGAGUAUUAGUGUUACUACAACUCCCAUAUCCUACCUCAGUGGCCUAUCCUUUGAGCCGUCUCUCUUCUCACAUGUCCCACCUGCCACAUAUGACUGCAACCCAGAAGUUGAGAACUUCAAGGAAACCAUUCAGCAGUUAGAAGGUCGACUGGUAAGACAAGAUCACCAAAUCAGAGAACUUAUUGCUAAAAUGGAGACUCAGAGUGCUCACGUGGGAGACCUCAAACGCACUAUCCAAAAUCUAGAGGAAAAAAUUACUGAAAUGGAGGCACAACAAUGUAACGGCAUUUACAUCUGGAAGAUUGAGAACUUCAGCACAUAUCUGAGAGCCCAAGAAGAAGAGAGACCUGUUGUGAUCCACAGCUCUGGUUUCUACACUGGGAAACCAGGCUACAAACUGUGUUUGCGCCUACAUAUCCAGUUACCAAAUUCGCAGCGCUGUGCUAACUUUAUAUCCCUCUUUGUCCAUACUAUGCAAGGAGAAUAUGACAGUCAUCUGCCUUGGCCAUUUCAGGGCACCAUACGACUUUCUAUUUUGGAUCAAUCAGAGGGACAUGUAAGGCAGAAUCACGAAGAAGUCAUGGAAGCCAAACCUGAGCUUCUAGCCUUCCAGAGACCGGCAAUCCAGCGCAACCCAAAAGGUUUUGGUUAUGUGACAUUCAUGCACCUGCAAGCUUUGAAGCAAAGAACCUAUGUAAAAGAUGAUACCCUCCUGGUGCGCUGUGAGGUUGUAACACGUUUAGACUUGAACAGUGUACGGAGAGAGGGCUUUCAACCUCGCAGUACUGAUGGGGCUGUAUAGUCUGGUGUGCCCUAACUAAGGGAGCCCCGCACUGCUGUUCUUCCACAACAGAUUGGAAGGACAAGGGCAGGAACGAAGAGAUUUUCCAGAGGGGAAAAGCUUCAUAAGAGCAGUUAUCUGGGUUGAACAAUGCUAUUCUGCAGGCUAAUACAGCUGAUUUGACUGAAUAGAAUUUGCUGCCUUUGGUAUACAAGAUUUUUCCUCUGUUUGUGGGUCAUGUAUUAAAUAUUUCUUACUGUUCUCUGUUAAUGUAUAAAGCUAACUGAGGGAAGUAUUGCUGUGUUAUCAAAGGUGAAAUUCUUCAGUAAGAAUUUAUUGAAGCAGCUCUUUUCCUACACUGGGGGAGGUUGGGUCAAAUUCCACUUCUAGAAGUCUGUGAGAAAGUGGAGCAUUGAAGCGGAAUGCCCCAGGUGUCCUAAAUAUGAAAGUAUUGGAAAGCCCCUAAAAGGGGCAGGGAGCAGGGGAUGAGGAUGGGGAAGCACGUGGGAGGAGUGGUGGUCAUGUGGGGGUGGUAGAGGAUAAAGCAGGGGGAUUACCUGGGCUCAGGCUAGCAGUGUCUAGCAUAGGGGGACUAAGUGCCAGGGCAAGGCAGGAUGAGAGAGAGGUACAACUAGUUCAGGCUGCUCCAGAUCACAUCUCCCUGGGGAGUUAACGCAGCAGGACCCAGAAUCCCUGGGAAGUUUCUCCUGUUUGCUCCUGGGAAUUGGCACCUCCCGCUUCUGGCUCCAACUUCAGCUGGUGCUCUGAGACUAUCCCCCUCCCUGCCCUUCCUUGAGGGCUAACUAGCAGCUGCCCCCACUGACCACUUUGUAUAUGCCUGUCUGCCCCUUUGUCCUGUGGGAGCCAUUCUGUGCCUGUGCACCUGCCUAAGUUCCUCUGUCUUCCUGAUUGACCUCUUGUGCUCCUACCCCAUAGACCUUCCUCCCGUUUGUCCUGCUCUCUGCCCAUCUACCCUUCAGUCUCAGCUGGUUUGUCCCUUUGUCUGUCCCUCUUUCUCACCUAUCACAGCCAGAGGCUUGAAGCACCAGGGCCAAAACUCUGCUGCUGCUGCUCAGGGCUCCUGGCCAGGCCCAGCAGCCUCUUGUCCCUGGGAGCAUCUGAGCUGCCCUGCACCUCCUGCCACCAUCACUGCUGAGCAUCUGCUUUAACUAAAAUUGAUAUGAAGCUGCCAGGAGGCUGCCAGUGGUGGGAUAAGCACCCAGUGGCUGGAGCGUGCAAAGCACUUCCCAUUAUGACCAGCUGCUGCAAGGCAGCAAAAACACUGAGAGAAGCAGGAACAUGGCAGGGAGCAGGGGCUGAGCAGAGCAGGGUUGGUGGGCAGACUGGCCCCACAUGGGGCGGUGUCAUAAGGCUGCUCGCAGGGAGACAGUUCAGAGUGAGGGUUUCCCCUGCUAUCUAGAGAGGUGGAUCGACUUCAUUGCCACAGCUGCUGCUUAAUAGUACCAGAAUGAUGUUCCAGUUUGACUACACCACUGCCCAGGGGGAUGCAAUGCCCAUACUGUAGUGGGAGUGAACUAGCUCAACUAUGGAAGGUGCUUUCGUGCUACAGAUUCAGGAGAUAUUCACCUCGGAAUAUAGACAGUUUCUAAAUGGACUUAAAUCCAAAUGGCAAGAAUAGAGGAAGGAAACAAAAGUACAGACUAUUUUAGUGCCUUUAUAGCUUAGCCAGGGAAUGUGCAGCAAGGGAAACUCCAGCACUUUGAAUUUACCAUGCUCCUUUUGGAAUAUGAAGUAAGGUUAGGACUUAGUCCACAGUCCCUAGAUAUCUAUUGGGGUCUCUCUAUCUUUUUCCUCCCAGGGAAUUAUGUUCAGGAACAUUCAAACAGGAACCCGCAUGAUGGUGUUGAAUCAAUCUUGGACUUCUGAAAGCAUUCUGCAAAACCCAUGCAAUACAGCCCCAGAGAAGGCUAAACAAAUAUUUCUGCUGAAUGUGCUGAGAUCACAGCAGAAAUGCUGAUAGAAACUAUGGCUUUUAAGCCUUAUUUAGGCCUAACUUUUUUUCCCCCCUCUCACAAAAUGUGUGUGUUCACCUUGUUUGCAAUUGUGUAAAAACAUGGCUGACACUCUUCCACUAUAACUAAGGUGGUGCUGGAUGGGUUAAAGUUCUGCAUUGGUAGGGAUGCUCUUUGUGGUGCUAGAUCAUAUUAGUGUGAGAUGUUCGAUGGAGAGGAAGAAGAUAUAUAGUAGGUGGCUCAGGGAUCAUGGAAACUUUUACCUCUUGGUCAUACCUGACUUGUGCCAAACUUACCAGAGAUCUAAAAUCAUUCCUGUCAAACGGCACCGUGUGAAAUGUGGUGGAGCAUCUGUCACUAGUUCUCAAUAGACAUUUGUCUACAUAGUGCCCAAAGUGAUGGCGGCUUGUUGAACUAGAGAGCUCUGGGGCAUAGUAGGUUAGCCACCCUCACCACCUAGAAAAGAACAGGAUGGUAGCCCGCUAAUAGGGCAGUGUUGGUGAACUUGCAUUGCUAUGUGUCCUUAUAAUAAACAAGCACAUUCUAGUUUCUAUAGUGUCCUCUUUCACAAAUACUGCAUUGACUUAAAACAAAAACAAAACUUUGGAGAUUCCUGUGCCUAUUUCUUGGCUUUUCUAGACUGAUUGUCUACAUCCCAUGUUAAUGUUGUAGUCUGGCGCAUUAGAAGCGGGUUAGUCCAAACUCACUGCUGCUAAUAGAAAAAUAAUGGAUUUUAAUGUAUAGAAUUAUUUUCAACUCUACAGUAUCUUCAGGUUUGUAUAUAAACACAGAUUACUUUUUUAAAGCACAAAAAAAAAGCCUGAUUUGUCCUGCUACCAGUGGUAGGCAUAUAGACAAUCUGAUACAGAAAAUAUGGAACCAGGCCAUGCAUAAAUGUAUGAAUAUCUCCCCAGUCAGCAUGGAGCAUUUUUCUGAGUUGAGAAGCUGGCAAGUGGGGUUUGCCUCACCUCUAGUUGUGUAAAUAUUGCUACGGGGCAGCCCAAGUGUCGGUCCCCUUCUAAGCAGCCCAACAAGGACCAACAACAGGGAGGGAGGACAGUUAAGACGCACAGGCCUGGUCUGUUACAAACUUCAUUGUCGGAGCACCACGUUAGAACAGGUUUCUUUGUUUGUUUGUUUUUGCCCACAUGCAGGGGAUCAGAAAUGUCCUAGGCCCUGGAAGGCCUCCGUUUUCAUGGCACCCCAGCCUACUAAACUCAGUAAUGUGAAUGGAGUGUGGGAGAGAAUGUUCUUUUGCAGGCUGAGUGGCUGUACUCUGCACAUCUAGACCACCUUCUCCAUGGAAAAUACUGACAAACGUGAGCACAGACUUGUUUGAAUUGAGUCACUGCAUGUAUGGGGUUUGCUGCUUAAGGGACAAAGUCUGUUCUUGCCCAUCAUGUUACCAAACGGUUUAGCAGGAACCGUAUUAAGACAAAGUUGAAGCAUUCUUAACGCUAGGCUUUGAUUGUGCUUCACAGUGCCGAGGUCAGGGCAGGCGAGCUCUGGCACGCCUGCCACAGGCGGCACGCAAGCUGAUCUUCAGUGGCACUCACGCUGCCCGGGUCCUGGCCACCGGUCCGGGGGGCUCUGCAUUUUAAUUUAACUUUAAAUGAAGCUUCUUAAGCAUUUUAAAAACCUUGUUUACAUACAACAAUAGUUUAUAUAUUAUAGACUUCUAGAAAGAGACCUUCGAAAAACGUUAAAAUGGAUUUCUGGCACGCAAAACCUUAAAUUAGAGUGACUAAAUGAAGACUCGGCACACCACUUCUGAAAGGAUGCCAACCCCUGGCCUAUGUCAUAUACAUGUGUAAAGCAUUUUUUGGUGUUGCAUCGUCACUGACACAUAUACCAAUUCUCCGCUUCCUUUUCAGACGGUCGUUCUUUUCCAAGGACGGACUUGCUUCUCACAUUCCUCCUCUCUUUAUUGUGUAGGAAAUAAAAUCAGAUUCUCUUUCUGGGGACAGAGGGAGAAAGGAGGGGUAACUUCUAACUGAUUCAGGUACCUCUUACUGCCUCUAUCCCCCUCUUCCACGUAAAUUGUACAGUGCAUCCUUUUAAAAAGCCAUCUGCCUGUCCUGUAUGUACGGGUCUUUUGAAGUGCCGACUUAACACCUAUAGGAGUUCCAUUUUCAUUACCCUUUCAAAAGCCUUAAGAUUUGUUGUUACAAAAGUCCGUCAAUUCCCAGGCACAGCUAUCUGCUUUUUAAAAAUCUCAACCCAGUCUACUUUUGACUUGAAAUGAACUUCAGCGUGGUGGCAGCCCUGUAGUAUACAUAAGAUUUUAUUUAUUUAAAUUGGGAUAAUGUAAAAUAGCACAGCCUAAUAGGAAAUAGAGAAGUUGGUGCAGGUUACAUAUUUUUUUUUCUGCCAGUGUGAAACAUUAAUAGUUUUAGCUGCUGGUGAUAUUGUAUCUAUUGUGUACUUAUUAAAGGGUUCACUAUGGAAUUCUAAGCCAGUGCCAAGCUGAUUUAACCACAAAGCUUACGUGGGAGACUUUCUGAGCUGAUACGUUGAAUAUCAGCCAAAUGUAUUCUGUCUUACUAACCUGAUGUACUUAUCUAUGCAGACCUCACUCAACUACUUUUUUUUUUUUCAAAUUAUCUUUGCUACCAGUGCAGUUCCAGAAUUGUCUGUCACAUCACACAUGUGGGAAUGUAAUUUCAGCUGGUGGAAAGAAAUUUGUAGAAUUUAAAUGCUGGAUUGAGUUGCCAUCCAGAUACGUACAUUCUCAGUUGUUAAUGUUAUAUUAUUUAAUCUCUCUUUGAGGUUGGCAUUGUUUGAGAGUUCAAUUUCCAUGAUAAAAUACAGCUUUAUAGUGUAUGUGCUUCACCUUUUCCCCUAGAAGUCUGUUUUUCUUCUCUUUUUAGAAAUCAUUAUGCUAUGACGGUUGAAGAAUGAUCUUGAAAAAUACUUAAAAGGAGAAUGGAUUAUGGAUCACAACUGCCACAGAUUUAUGAAAAUUUCUGGAAUAAAGCAAUCUAAAACAAAUGUGGAGUUGCAAUGAUUAGCCUAGUUUCCAACUGUUAACUUUUUAAGGGAAAUGCUGAAUUUAGGUUUUGUGUACAGUUCUUUCUCUGUGACUCUUGGUGCUUUUGCAAUAUUGUGUGUGUAUUUAUGUAUAUAUAAUCAAAUCUUAUGUUUAGAAGCUAGAUUACUUUCCUCUUCUAUUUUUUAAAUCAAAUUUCUGUUACCUGUGUCAAACAGUCUUAGAAUAAUGAAAUUGUAGGACUGAAAGGGACCUCAAAAGAUCUUCUAGCCCAGUCCCCUAUUUUCCCCCUUAGACUUGCUUCCUAUGGGAUCUUACCUACCAACUCCCUGAGUUUGCUAAAGUCUGCCUUCUUAAAAUCCAUUAUCUUUAUUGUGCUGUUUUCCCUCCUAACAUUCUUUAGAAUUACGAACUCUACCAUUUCAUGAUCACUUUUACCCAAACUGCUUUCCACUUUCAAAUGCUCAGCCAGUUCCUCCAUAUUUGUCAAAAUCAAAGCUGGAACAGCCUCUCCCCUAGUAGUUUUCUCUAUCUUCUGAAAUAAAAAAAUCUCUUAAUACAUUCCAAGAACUUGUUGGAUAAUCUGUGCCCUGUUGUGUUAUGUUCCUGACAGAUGUUUGGGUAGUGAAGUCCCCCAUCACCACCAAGUCCUAUGUUUUGGAUGAUUUUGUUAGUUUAAAAAAAAGUUUUACCAACCCCUUCUUCCUGGUUAGAUGGUCUGUAGUAAAUCUUUGCCAUGACAUCACUCUUGUUUUUUAUCCCUUUUAUCCUUUCCAGGAGACUUUCAACAAAUCCGUACCCUAUUUCCAAGUGUGUACAUUUAAUAUAUACACAAAGCAAUAUCGCCUCCUUUUUUCACCUGCCUGGCCUUCCUCAGCAAUCUGUACCCUUCUGUACCAAUACACCAGUCAUGUAGUAUCCCACCAAGACUAUGAUGCCAAGUAUGUCAGAGCUGUUUUCAAUAACUAGCUUUUCUAGUUCUUCCUGCUUAUUCCCUAUACUUCUUACAUUAGUGUACAGACAUCUAAGAUACUUAUUUGAUUUUUCCUCCCACACACACACACACACACACAUUGUUCUCUCUUGUCUCUUCCUUAUCCCAGCUAUGUAUUCUUUAUGUAGGCGUAUACUUGCAAGGUUACUGUUCUCAGAAUUCUCUGAGUAUAAUAUAUUGCAUAUGGGACUCCUUUUUAGUUCAGUGUCCCCCUGCAGGGCAGGGGGAGUAACUCUUUAAAAAUUGUCAGCAGGCAAUUAAAUUUGUGAGAUGGAAAAACUCAUUCUCUGGGCUAGGUAGCAAGUGGUCCUACCUAUUGAAUAAUUUAAAUCUGGUAGUAAACAAAAUGGUUGGCCUUUGUUUGCCUUACUAGAAGACAUUCUUUUUCUCAUCAAAUGUGCACUAGUGGUUUGGUACACAACAAGUACUCUAGUCAGUGUUAUUGAAGAUACGCUCUGAUCUGCAUUUGAACACAAUGCACACUCUGCUGAUUUCACUAAUGUAUCAAUAGAUUAAUAUAUUUUGUAACUAAUGCACAAGCUUAUUUCAUUCAAACAACUUUUUUAAAAUAAACUCAUUAAACUUU